AUGGCUCCCCGCCGGAGGAAGCGCGGGGCCCAGCAGCCGGCGGCGGCCGAGGCACCGGAGGAGGCGGGCGCCCCGCAGAAGCGGGCCCGCGCCGAGGGCGAGGGCAGCCUGGGGGGGACCGGUCCCCGCGUCGUUAUCGAGCACUGCAAGAGCUGACGGGUGUUCGGUCGCGAGGCGGCGGCGGUGAGCGCGGCCCUGCGGGGGGCCAUGGCCCACCUCCCCGUGGACAUCAACCCCCGGCAGCCGCGCAGGAACAGCUUCGAGGUGUCCCUAGUGAAGGAGGAUGGCAGCACUGUGGAGCUGUGGAGCGGCAUCAGGAAGGGGCCACCCCGCAAGCUGAAGUUCCCCCAGCCGGAGGCCGUGGUGGAAGCCCUGAAGAGCAGCUUGGCAUAGAGGUGGC
Messenger RNA from Haliaeetus leucocephalus (bald eagle), 400 nucleotides. It is a transcript of the gene SELENOH, whose product is annotated as chromosome unknown open reading frame, human C11orf31. The record is from RefSeq and is a predicted model, not a curated record. Gene Ontology annotation, cellular component: Golgi apparatus. The transcript has 3 exons. Lineage: Eukaryota; Metazoa; Chordata; Aves; Accipitriformes; Accipitridae.